Messenger RNA from Ipomoea nil (Japanese morning glory), 1834 nucleotides. Its product is annotated as cytochrome P450 77A2-like. Lineage: Eukaryota; Viridiplantae; Streptophyta; Magnoliopsida; Solanales; Convolvulaceae. The coding region runs from base 108 to 1652 and encodes 514 amino acids. The record is from RefSeq and is a predicted model, not a curated record. Gene Ontology annotation, cellular component: membrane. The transcript has a single exon. Gene Ontology annotation, molecular function: heme binding; oxidoreductase activity, acting on paired donors, with incorporation or reduction of molecular oxygen, NAD(P)H as one donor, and incorporation of one atom of oxygen; iron ion binding.
CCACCUGUAAUUUCAUGCUUUAAACCUUACUUAUACCCCUUCUCUAUUAUCCCCAUUCUCAUCACCUUCCUCCAUUGUUUCACCAUUACAAAAGCUUUCAUUCAAGAAUGGAUUCCCCUUCUUCUUCUUCACUGGUUUCCCCAUAUUAUCACCACAUUUUCACUGCAUUGGCUUGCUUCAUUUCCGCCUUAAUCUUCAUUUUUUCAAGAAAAUCAUCCAAGUCUAAGAGGCUGAACCUGCCGCCGGGGCCUCCUGGUUGGCCGGUGGUCGGGAAUCUUUUCCAGGUGGCUGGCUCCGGGAAGCCAUUUUUUCAGUACGUGAGGGAUCUUAGGCCAAAGUAUGGACCCAUUUUCACGCUCAGAAUGGGGACGAGAACUAUGAUUGUUGUGAGCAGUGCGGAGUUGGUCCACGAAGCUUUGAUUGAGAAGGGGCAGGUUUUCGCGUCUCGGCCCAGGGAAACCCCGACGCGGUCGGUUUUCAGCUGCAACAAGUUCACGGUGAACGCGGCGGUUUACGGCCCGGUGUGGCGGUCGUUGCGGCGGAACAUGGUGCAGAACAUGCUUAGCUCCUCGCGGCUCAAGGAGUUCCGGCGGGCCAGAGAGGUGGCGAUGGAUAAGAUGAUCGAUAAGGUUUUGACGGAGGCGGCGGCGAACGGCGGCGCGGUUUGGGUGCUGAGAAACGCCCGGUUCGCGGUUUUCUGUAUUUUGCUCGCCAUGUGUUUCGGGAUCGAAAUGGACGAGGAAAUGAUCACCACCGUUGAACAGAUGAUGAAGAAGGUGUUGAUUGUUCUUGAUCCGAGGGUGGACGAUUAUCUCCCGAUUUUAAGCCCAUUUUUCUCCAAACAAAGAAAAAAGGCUAUGGAGGUAAGGAAAGAGCAAAUCGAAACGAUCGUCCCGUUCAUAGAAAAGCGCCGCCGCGCUCUGCAAAACCCCGGCUCGGACGAAACGGCGUCGUCCUUUUCCUACCUGGACACUCUGUUUAACCUAAAAAUCGAAGGGAGGAAAUCGGAGCCGACGAACGCGGAGAUCGUUACACUCGUCUCCGAGUUCCUCAACGGCGGCACCGACACGACCGGCACCGCCAUCGAGUGGGCGGUGGCGCGUAUGGUCCACGCGCCGGCGUUACAGUCGCGGCUGUACGACGAGAUCAAGCGCGUCGUCGGAGAGAGAAAAGUCGCGGAGUCCGACAUGGAGAAACUGCCGUACCUUAACGCCUUCGUGAUGGAGCUUCUGCGCAAACACCCGCCGACGUACCUGUCGUUGACCCAUGCGGUGAUCGAGCCGGCGAAAUUGGGCGGCUACGACAUUCCCACCGACUGCAACGUCGAGAUUUUCCUGCCGGGGAUUUCUGAGGAUCCGAAGAUAUGGUCCGACCCGGACGCGUUCGACCCGGAUCGUUUCCUCUCCGGGCGGGAGGCCGCCGACAUCACCGGCAUCACCGGAGUGAAGAUGAUCCCGUUCGGCGUCGGCCGGAGAAUCUGCCCCGGCUUAAACAUGGCGAUGACGCACGUGAAUCUGAUGAUUGCAAGGUUGGUUCAGGAAUUCGAAUGGUCCGUUUACCCGGAAAAUGGCAAAGUGGAUUUCAGUGAGAAAUGGGAGUUCACUGUGGUGAUGAAGAACCCCCUUAGAGCCAAGGUCAAGCCAAGGGCAUAAUGGGCAUCCCAAUUUUAUAUAUUAAUUUAUAGAUUAUAAUUUUCAAAACUAUGUGAUUUUUUUUUUAAAGGUAACUUGAUCAUCUUCUUUUGCUGGGAAUUGAAUGUGUAAUUGUAUUAGCAUUUCGAACUUUGAUGUUAAUCAUCUUGACAAUUUUAUUUCUCGUAAUUAAACGAUUCAAA